This is a messenger RNA of Thlaspi arvense, 924 nucleotides long. The record is from the annotation of a GenBank genome assembly. NCBI's taxonomy places the organism in Eukaryota, Viridiplantae, Streptophyta, Magnoliopsida, Brassicales, Brassicaceae.
AUGCUUUUAACUCCUAACGCUCUAGGCCUCUAUAACUCAUCAAGCUUUCAUUCUACUCUCCCAUAUUGCAUUCCAGCCAUGUCCAUCCACAAUAAUUCUCUCCGUAUACUCAUCUGCCUCCUUUUACUUCCCUUCUCUACAAAUUCAAUUACUUUCAAUUUCUCCAGUUUCGAGCCUAACAUGAGAGAAAUUUUCUACCAAGGCGACGCUUUUGCAGCCAGCGGAGUAAUCCAGGUCACCAAGAAUCAACAGGACACUAAUCUCACCAGGAGCGUCGGCCGAGCCUCCUAUGCAGAGAGAAUAAGGCUCUGGGACUCCAAAACGGGGAAUAUCAAGAAUGGAGCUAAAGCGAAUGCUUGGGUGAGCUAUAAUUCUACGACUAAAAAUCUAAGCGUAUUUCUUACUUACGCUGAUAAGCCGGUUUUUAUGGGAAAUUCCAGCGUUUUCUACGUGGUUGAUCUGAGGAAGGUUUUGCCCGAGUGGGUUAGUAUUGGUUUUUCAGCUGCCACAAGCCAGAAGGUUGAAAUACACAACAUUCUCUCCUGGAACUUCACUUCAAAUUUGGAGAUACAUAGUUCUGAUUGGAAAAGGCAAACACAGUUGGUAGUUGGUCUGGCCGCCGGUUUUGGUGCCUUGAGUUGUGGGUUUGCUCUGUUUUUCUUCAUCAAGUGGAGAAAAAGGAUUGAUGAGAGGAAAAAGGACACUGCGGCGGAUAUUGCAAUAGAUGAUGAUGAUUUUGAGAAAGGAACAGGGCCUAGGCGAUUCACCUUUGAUGAACUCUCUCGUGCAACCAAAAAUUUUUCCGAGGAAGGGAAGCUUGGAGAGGGUGGAUUCGGGGGCGUUUACAAGGGUUUGCUAGGCGACACAAAUGCAGAAAUAGCGAGAUAUCAAAUCAAGCAACAUCAUGUUGGAUUCAAAUUAUAA